Molecule: messenger RNA, 766 nt
Organism: Mytilus californianus (California mussel)
Lineage: Eukaryota; Metazoa; Mollusca; Bivalvia; Mytilida; Mytilidae
Product: caspase-3-like
Exons: 4
Coding region: 1-534 (177 amino acids)
Biological process (GO): apoptotic process; proteolysis
Cellular component (GO): cytoplasm
Source: RefSeq, a predicted model, not a curated record
AUGCAAGUUUUGAUCUUGGUUACUGGAGACAAAAAAGAGCAAGCAAAGAGACGUUUAUCUUUUAAAGCCGUGGAUUGUUUUGUAUUGGUGAUUUUGUCCCAUGGAACAGAUAAUGGUGUUUAUGCCACAGAUAAGUUGAUAAGAACUGGAGAUAUUGUAGAAGCCUUUAAUGCCACACAUUGUCCACCACUGAGAUUCAAACCGAAAAUUCUUAUUACACAGUCAUGCAGAGGAACACACUUGAGUGGUGGGAUUAAUGUUGACGUUUUUGAUCCAAACCGAGAUGAUGAUAGUUGUUAUCCUAGUGAAUAUCCUGAAUGGAUUGGGAUACCUAUCACAAAAACUAUUCGUUUUCCAAAUGAAGCUGAUUUUUUAUUUGUAUAUGCAGCAGUUUCAGGUUCUGGAGCUUUUAGAAAUGUCGCAGAAAGUACUCCCUUCAUCAGACAUCUGUCGAAAGCCAUCGAAGAUAUGGAAGUAAAUGAAGAUUUUUAUCAUGUUCUUCAUAAAGUACACACAACCAUGGGAGUGACUUAAAAUCGAUAUGGUGAAGCAGAGUAUAAUAAUCAAGUUCAGAUGCCAUCUUUUGUGUCACACUUAACCAAACUGUUACGACUAAGGCAAGCGAAAUAAUAAGCGGUUGUAGAAUAUUAAGUAGGCUAGUCUGUUCUGAUUAUAGCAUGGUACAACAAUAAAGAAAGUACUGUUAUUUUUGUAUAUUUUCAGCAUCACACAACAUAACAUACAACUUUUUGUAAAAUAAAAAGGU